AAUCACUAAUGAUAUUUUGUCUGCAAAGACUUCAAAAGAAAUUACUCUCCCCUCAGCUUGUAUUAUUCUAUAUAUGUUACUCAAAGGGAAGCACUAGUCUGUAGGGUUAAAUAUGAAAAUACUUUAGAGCAAAUAUUUUUAAAUGUAAUUUUAUGAUUUAUGAUCUCUGGCACUUGGAUAUGGGCAUUCCCUUGCCCUAUUUGCAUGUGCCAGAAGGGACCACCUGGUCUCUACAUUUUUCAUCUAACAUAAAACUAGCUAUAUCAAAGUGAGGGUUCUUAGGCUUUCACCCAACUUUUUUCAUGGCUGCAUAUUUCAGUCACAUUCCUUUCUUUCCCAAGUUAUAUUCCUCUCUGUCUCCUGUGUGUUGGCUAAUGGUAUUCUCCACUAGACUACCACACUGGCUUCAGAAUAAAGUUUUUUGGUUUAUUACACAGAGCUGCAGCUAAAGAUACUUCGGAGGUGCCAGCCCCGUGUGGAAUUCUAAUGUUUUCUGCUUAGACCCUCUUGGGCCAAUGGAGCUAGUACAUUGUCUUUUGAAACCAGUUAAUCCAUCUGAAAUGUAUAUAUGCAGUUGCAAUCUGGUAUUGUACAAGUAGUGGCAAAUCCUUUGAUAAUUAGAAUCUAUACUGUGUUAUAGUGAAAAAUUAACAUGGGUGAGAUAGGUGCUCCUGCAAAGAUUGCACUAAAAUGAACUUGCUAUUAUUAUUAAAAGGUUGUUUUCACUUGUCUGGAUGUCACUGAUCAGAAGUUGGUAGAGUGGUUUCAACAAGAUCAUGCUGCAGGGACAAUUCGGGGUUCCUGCAUGGAAUAAAACUUGCUUAAGAAUAGAAUGAGCCAGGGAGACUCAAACCCAGCAGCAGUUCCACAUGCAGCUGAAGAUAUUCAAGGAGAUGACAGGUGGAUGUCACAGCACAACAGAUUUGUCUUGGACUGCAAGGACAAGGAGCCCGAUGUGCUGUUUGUGGGUGAUUCCAUGGUGCAGUUGCUACAGCAGUAUGAGAUAUGGCGAGAGCUUUUUUCGCCCCUUCAUGCAUUGAAUUUUGGGAUCGGUGGGGACACAACAGCUCAUGUUCUAUGGAGAUUGAAGAAUGGUGAAUUGGAGAACAUUAAACCCAAGGUCAUUGUCGUCUGGGUUGGAACAAAUAACCAUGAAAAUACAGCGGAGGAAGUAGCAGGUGGAAUCGAGGCCAUCGUGCGGCUGAUAAAUACCCGACAGCCACAGGCCAAAGUUAUUGUCUUGAGCUUACUACCUCGAGGCGAGAAGCCAAACCCUCUGCGGCAGAAGAAUGCCAAGGUGAACCAGCUGCUAAAAGCCUCGCUCCCAAAACUCGCCAGCGUCCAGCUUCUGGAUGUCAGUGUGGGCUUCGUGCACUCGGAUGGCGCCAUCUCGUGCCAUGACAUGUUUGAUUUUCUGCACCUGACGGGAGGGGGCUAUGCAAAGAUCUGCAAACCCCUCCAUGAACUGAUCAUGCAGCUACUGGAGGAGACCCCUGAGGAGAAGCAAGCUGCUCUGGCCUGAUCAGCUAAUAUCAGUGUUCAACAUCAUCCCAGCCCCAUCAGAUCAGUUCUAUCACUGGCACUACAGAAUCCUUCUUGCUUAAAGCACUUUCCAUUGUAGAAUGUUACUGGAUGUUCGUAUCGAGUGUUUUGAGGGGGAGGGCUAACGUCAAACUGGUCUUGUACAUAGAAGGGCAGGGCUAACUGGUUUUACUGCAGGAAGAAAUUAGCUAAAGAAGAUUUUUACUUUUAAACCAUUCCUCAUUUAAAAUGAGAACAAGACUGUCACCUCUGUGCCCCUCACAUGCAUUAUUGCUCUAUGGUGCCCCUAGAUCCCUGUCAGCCUGACUCUAAUAACCCAUGUGCAGCUCUCGGUUUAGCUUUUCCCUUCCCUAGGCACUAGACUCUGUAUUAGCUUGGGAACCAGAAUCGCAUUCCACUCACUAGAAACAAAACAGCUGCAUUUUUUUCAAAAACCGUUCCCACCUUUAGAAGUUUUAUUUACUAAGGUUUUUUUAAGAGACACUUGUUGCUUUCUGGCUCUUUGUUUUUGAAGCAGCAUGAGACUAAAUGUAACUGGAAUUCAGAAAUGUAAAAAACCAAAGUGUUAGUUGAGCUGAACUCAUUUAACACUCCCAAAAUAUUGUUUUGUUUUACAAAGUCUGUUAGCUGUGACAAACUUCAUUCCAUUGUUGCUUGGACUGUGGGCAGUCUCAUUUGGGUGCUGUUGAAUAUCAUGUCUCCUAUAGAACCUGUUCUUUGUUUUGGUUUGUGUACAGUAUUGGCAGCUUUUAACAGUUCUUUGGUUUAGGAGCUUAGUUUUCCAGCAAACGUCAAACACAAGCCCGUCAGAAACGUAGAACUGACAUUUCAUCCCACUAUGAGGGCUGUGCUACAGGAUUCUGUGCAGUGCUGUUCAUGUUCAUAGUUCCAAUUUUUUUAAAGUACGACUGUUACGCCUUUUUUUAAUCCAUACUCAGCCCCUCUUUGCAAGGCCUGAACCAAUCUAAUGCUUUACGAGUUCUAAGGUGUAUAUUUCUUUAUUGCUUCUGUUUUACUUGUACAAACAUUUUAUUCAAGCAAAUAAGGCCUUUGACAGUAAAGAAUUGAGUCAGUCUGUAGCCUUUUCCUCUCCUGGACACUGCCCCUUUCCCCUCCAGCAAAGGGAGUUAGUGUGGAGAGUGGACUGUUCACAGGGACUCUCUGUCUCGCUAGAGCUUUUUAUACGAGAGCUAAUUAUAAUCUGUGUAAUGACUAUAUAAAAUUGUCAUUCGUUUAAAGGUGAACAGGAAAAAAAAUUUCUUAUCAAUAAGAAACUGUUUGAGACCCAAUGCAGAGCCUUGCUACUUAAAAAUAAAAAUACUUUAACAAAG
Molecule: messenger RNA, 2873 nt
Organism: Terrapene triunguis (Three-toed box turtle)
Lineage: Eukaryota; Metazoa; Chordata; Testudines; Emydidae
Gene: PAFAH1B2
Product: platelet activating factor acetylhydrolase 1b catalytic subunit 2
Exons: 6
Coding region: 833-1522 (229 amino acids)
Source: RefSeq, a predicted model, not a curated record